Messenger RNA from Acanthosepion pharaonis, 1557 nucleotides. NCBI's taxonomy places the organism in Eukaryota, Metazoa, Mollusca, Cephalopoda, Sepiida, Sepiidae. The record is from the annotation of a GenBank genome assembly.
AUGAUAGUUUCCCCGACCGUACCAACAUUUGAAAUCCUGUUGCCUUAUUAUUUACUAAAUUUCCUAAAUCUUCUUUCUUUCUUUCUUUCUUUCCUUCUUUCCUUCUAUCUUUCUUCUUUCUUUAUUUUUUCUUUCUUGCUUUCUUUCUUUCUAUCUUUCUUUCUUUCCUUCUAUCUUUCUUCUUUCUUUAUUUUUUCUUUCUUUCUUUCAUUCUUUCUUUCUUUCUUUCUUUCUUUCUUACCUUCUAUCGUUCUUCUUUCUUUAUUUUUUCUUUCUUGCUUUCUUUCUUUCUUUCUUUCCAUCUAUCUUUCCUUCUAUCUUUCUUCUUUCUUUAUUUUUCUUUCUUGCUUUCUUUCUUUCUUGCUUUCUUUCUUUCCUUCUAUCUUUCUUCUUUCUUUAUUUUUAUCUUUCUUUCUUUUUUUUCUUGCUUUCAUUCUUUCUUUCCUUCUAUCUUUCUUCUUUCUUUAUUUUUUCUUUCUUGCUUUCAUUCUUUCUUUCUCUGUCAAAUUUGUCUUUUUCUUCAAGAAUGAGUUCUCUAAUUUUUAUUUCUUAAUUUGCGUUUCCUUCUUUUUUAUUUCUUGUAUUUAUUCAUCAUUUCUUUCUUUUUUCUUUCUUUCUUGUAUUCAUUCAUCAUUUUUUCUUUUUUCCUUUUUUUCUUGUAUUCAUUCUUCAUUUCUUUAUUUCUUUUUCUUUCUUUCUUGUAUUCCUUCAUCAUUUCUUUCUUUUUCUUUCUUUCUUGUAUUCAUUCAUCAUUUCUUUCUUUUUCUUUCUUUCUUUCUUGUAUUCAUUCAUCAUUUUUCCUUUUCCUUUUUUCUUUUUCAUUCUUCAUUUCUUUAUUUCUUUUCUUUCAUUUUGUAUUCCUUCAUCAUUUCUUUCUUUUUCUUUCUUUCUUGUAUUCAUUCAUCAUUUCUUUCUUUUUCUUUCUGUCGUGUAUUCCUUCAUUUCUUUCUUUUUUUUCUUUCUUGUAUUCAUUCAUCAUUUCUUUCUUUUUCUUUCUUGUAUUCAUUCUUUUUUCUUCAUUUCUUUCUUUCGUAUUCAUUCCUCAUUUUCAUCAUUUUUUCUUUUCUUUCUUUCUUUCUUUCUUGUAUUCAUUCAUCAUUUCUUUGUUUCUCUUUCUUUCGUGUAUUCAUUCAUCAUUUCUUCCUUUUUAUUUCUUUCUCGUAUUCAUUCAUCAUUUCUUUCUUUUUCUUUCAUUCUUGUAUUCAUUCACCAUUUCUUCAUUUUUCUUUUUCUUUCUUUCUUUUUCUUUCGGGUAUUCAUUCAUCAUUUCUUUCUUUUUCUUUCUUGUAUUCAUUAAUCAUUUCUUUCUUUUUCUUUCUUGUAUUCGUUAAUCAUUUCUUUCUUUAUUCCUUUCUUUCGGGUAUUCUUUCAUCAUUGUUUUCUUUUUCUUUCUUUCUUGUAUUCAUUCAUCAUUUCUUUCUUUUUCUUUCAUUCUUGUAUUCAUUCACCAUUUCUUCAUUUUUCUUUCUUUCUUGUAUUCAUUCACCAUUUCUUCAUUUUUCUUUCUUUGUCCUAUUAAUUCACCAUUUCUUUCUUUUUGUUUCUUGUAUUCAUUGA